This is a messenger RNA of Microplitis mediator, 1487 nucleotides long. RefSeq names its product phospholipase A2-like. The record is from RefSeq and is a predicted model, not a curated record. Lineage: Eukaryota; Metazoa; Arthropoda; Insecta; Hymenoptera; Braconidae. The transcript has 3 exons. The coding region runs from base 342 to 890 and encodes 182 amino acids. Gene Ontology annotation, biological process: phospholipid metabolic process; arachidonate secretion.
UGGUAGUAUACUAUAAUGAGUAAUCAGUAUCAGUAGAAACAUAAAAGCUAUUAAACCGCUAAUUAAAUUUUUAAUUUAGACCUUCGAACCCACUGACACUCACGUGAGUUAUUGAUAUAAAAUUCACACAAUAAAAAAUAUAUAUAUGAGUAAACGUCAGUUAUAAACAAGUGGUCACAUACGAAAGGCAUUGAGUAGAAUUUUAUACUUGAACUCGACAAGUAUUUUUUUGUAUUUAAAUUUUUAUUUUUCAUUCAUUUUGCCGCCUUGGGACAGACGAAACUCAAUUAUUUUUUUUUUGCUGUACAUAUUAAGUUUAGUUUAUACUGUGGCCAUUCAAAAUGAUAAAGCCAGUGAUGUUCUCGAUAUUUGUAAUUGUUAUUAUUAUAAUUACAAUAAGUUAUUGCACUGGGCAGUUUGAAGACGACCAGAUAGAUUUGAACGAUGCCUGGUUUACGGAAGAUAUGUACAAUGAUCCUUAUUUUGAUAAAUUACGUAAAAAAAAAAAGUAUGGAAUCAUCGCGCCAGGAACUAAAUGGUGUGGUCAAGGUGAUAAAGCUGAAAGUUAUAAUGAUUUAGGUAAAUUUAAUAAUACUGAUAUAUGUUGUCGUGCACAUGAUAAUUGUCCGAUUGCUAUUAAAGUUGGUGAAACUUUAUAUGGUUUGAAAAAUCCAGAUUUGUCUACUAGAUUAAGUUGUACCUGCGACAGAGAAUUUCACACAUGUUUAAAAAAUGUCGAGAGCCUCGCAAGCAAAACAAUAGGGACAAUUUAUUUCGAUUUGUUAAAAAAAAAAUGUCUCGACUACAAAGACGGUCAGUAUCAAUGGGCAGAAAGUGUCGUCUACUCAGAGGCUAGAUUCAUUUUAUUCAUCCGAAGACUAUUGAAUUAAAAAAAUAAAUAAUAAUAAUAAUAUAUGUAUAAUGUAAUCUGAUAUUGAGCAUAAAUUUUCCAAGUUUGUAUUAAAAAAGAAAAAAACGUUUACAUCCAAUUAAGGCAAAGGAGAACGUUAAACCGCGAGCACGAUGUGUGACGACUUAAUUACCCUUGCCGAUACAGACGAUGAACCAGAAGUGCAGUGAGAAAACGUGCAUUCUUUAUUUUUCUCUUUCUAUUUCUCCUUUCUCUAUUUUAUUUUUAAUUCAUUAAUUUUAUUCUCCACUUUAUAUUUAAUUCCACUUUUAUUCCGUUCUAUCUGCACCCAUAUAUCAUUGUUACGUUUUUUAUUUAUCUCCAGCAUAGACUUACACCAUUGGUUUGUUAAAAACGUAAAUGAGAAAAUCCUACGGAAUUAAUUCAAAACUUAAAUUAACAUUUACUAUUUUUAUUCGACUAUACAAUAGAGUCAUUUUUUUAUCCCGUAUAUUUGAAUAUCGCGGUCUUUUAUUUAAUUUAUUACGAUUUUUUAUUUUUGUACUAAAGACAAUUUUUUUAUGAUAUUUUUAUUGUAAUCGACUUUUUUUUUUUAAUAAAUCAUUUACAAUUUUUU